AUGGCGGCGCCGCUGCUCCUGGAGGUAUCUAAGAAGCACCACCGCCGCGUGAACAACCCCGUACCGGCGGCGCCGCGGGGGCUCCCCUUCCUCCGGGGUAAUCUCUCCUACGACGCCGCUACCCUGCCGCCGCAACGGGUCUUCCCCAUCGGAGAGGACUUCCUCCUAAACUGGAGCACCCACGGCGGCGGAGUCCUCUCCGUGGCCCCCCGGUCGGAGCCCCGCCGGGCCAUCUGGUCCACCGUCGCCGGGGAGGCUUUCGUCUCCGCCGCCGCCGCCCGCACGGUGGCGGAGGAGAGCAGGGGCUCCCUCUCCGUCGCCGACGGCCAGCUCCUCGCCCUCUGCCCCCACCAGACCCUUGACCACAUCCAGAUGAGCGAGAAAGACUCCUCUUCUUCCUCCUCCCCGGUCUGUGUGAUCUCCGGGUGGGUCUACAGCGAGAGGCGCAGGAGAGAGAAAGUCGCCGCCGCUGGGAGAUACUGGGUCCUCCUCGAGCAGAAGACAGCCCAUCAGGUGGGCUUCCAGGUGAAGUUCGGGGAGGUGCUCCACGGCGGCGCCGCCCGCUCCGCCGCCGCCCGCAGGUGGCGCGCGGUGCGGCUCCGGUGGGGGCGGCACCGGCGGGGGGUCCCCUGCUUCCCCCGGUUCCGGCGGAGGGAAUUCGCCCCCAUUUCCUCCGACGAGGAGGAACAGGACGACGGCCGCCGCUCGCCGCCGCCGCCCCGAGAAUUCAACAGGGUGGUGAUCACCUUCUCCAGCGAUCCAGAGGAGAGGAUCUACGGAUUUGGUGAGCAGUUCUCCCACAUGGAAUUCAAGGGGCGGCGGGUCCCCAUCCUGGUCCAGGAGCAGGGCAUCGGAAGGGGCGACCAGCCCAUCACCUUCGCCGCCAACCUGGUCAGCCACAGGUACCACCACGGGAAACCUUAACCUUUGUCCUUCUUCUUCUUCCUCCUGCGCGGGGACUGAUAAGGAGAUUGCUCUCUCUCUCUCUCUCUCUCUCCCCUCAGGUCGGGAGGGGACUCGAGCACCACAUACGCCCCUUCCCCGUUCUACAUGACCUCCAAGAUGAGGGCGGCGUACCUGGAGGACCACAGCUACUCCGUCUUCGACCUGACGAAGCCCGACCGAGUCCAGAUCCAGGCGAGAGCUCCUCGUCUCCUCCCCUGGUUGCCCUAAAAAUCAUCUUCCUGCAGAAAUACGAUGGAGGAAUCAGAGUUUUCCCUUUUUUGGUUUACUGAAAGGGAGUUCUUGCAGAUAUACAGAGAUUCUGCGAGGGGGAGGAUCUUGGAGGGGAAGACCCCUGUGGAGCUGGUGGAGCGGCUCACCGAGACCGUCGGAAGGCCGCCGGCGCUGCCCAGCUGGAUCAUCUCCGGCGCCGUCGUGGGGAUGCAGGGGGGAACGGAAGCCGUCCGCCGGACAUGGGAGACGCUGCGGGCCCUGGACGUCCCCAUCGGCGCCUUCUGGUUGCAGGUGCCUGCACGUCUGGUUCUCUGCGGCGGGCUAUGAACAGAGAGAGAGAGAGAGAGAGAGAGAGAGAGAGAGAGAGAGAGAGAGAGAGAGAGAUCUGAGCUGAGCUCUGAGGUUGACGAUGGAUUUCCAGGACUGGGUCGGCCAGAGGGAGACGAUCAUCGGCUCCCAGCUAUGGUGGAACUGGGAGCUCGACGCCGAUCGGUACCCCCGCUGGCCGCAGCUGGUGGAUGAUCUCCGAGCUCACGGCAUCCGGGUGAUGGCCUACUGCAAUCCCUGCCUCGCCCCGGUAAGAUCAAGAUCACAAAUCACAAACUAUUGAAUAAUUCAAGAAAACAAAGAAACUUGUUUUUAUCCAUUUGGAAGAGAACUGGUCAUCAUCUUGCAGACCGACGGGAAGCCCAACAGGAAGAGGAAUCUGUUCAAGGAGGCCGACCAUCUGGACAUUCUGGUCAAGGACGGGGCCGGGUCGACCUACAUGGUCCCCAACACGUCCUUCGACGUGGGGAUGAUCGACUUCACGCACCCCGCCGCCGGCGACUGGUUCAAGAAAAUCCUGCAGGAAAUGGUGGACUGCGGCGUCAGGGGAUGGAUGGCGGACUUCGGCGAGGGUCUGCCGCUAGACGCCAAGCUCUUCUCCGGUAAGCUGGAGAUCCUCCUCCUCCUGCUCCUCAUCUCGGCCGCCAAGCUCAAAUCUUCUUCUUCUUCUUCUUCCGCCGCCAGGGGAGGACCCGAUCUCUGCACAUAACAGAUAUCCGGAGAUGUGGGCCAAGGUGAACAGGGAGUUUGUAGACUCUUGGAGCUCCACUCGCCGGAGGGAGGAGGCGGGGGUGGCGGCGGAGGAAGAGGAAGAUGAAGAUGGUCUGGUCUUCUUCAUGCGAGCCGGCUUCAGGGACAGCCCCAGGUGGGCCAUGCUGUUCUGGGAAGGCGAUCAGAUGGUAAGCUGGCAGAGCAACGACGGGAUAAAGAGCAGCGUCGUCGGCUUGCUCAGCGGCGGCCUCUCUGGUUUCGCCUUCAACCACAGCGACAUCGGCGGCUACUGUUCGGUGAACAUCCCCGUCGUCAGAUACCGCCGGAGCGAGGAGCUCCUCCUCCGCUGGAUGGAGCUGAACGCCUUCAACACCGUCUUCCGCACCCACGAGGCAAGCCUGCAGCUCUCUUCCCCUCUUCCCAUCUUCCAUUAAACUUCCUCUGCAACCUGUCCAAGAUCACCGGGGGGGCCCUGAAAAACCCUAAUCCCAACAGGGAAACAAGCCGUCCUCCAACUGCCAGUUCUACUCCAACCACAGAACGCUGGCCCACUUCGCCCGCUUCGCCAAGGUCUACAGGGCGUGGAGGUUCUACAGAGUUCACCUCGUGAAGGUAAUGUGACCAGCAAGUCCCCUCCAGACAUGGCGUGAUUCUGCUUUGAGCGUCCGCAUCUCAAGGUCUUCCUUCCUUUCCUCCUUCCCUCUUGGUGGAUCGAGCAGGAGGCCUCGGAGAGGGGUCUGCCGGUGCUGAGGCACCUCUUCCUCCACUACCCCGAGGACGAGCGCGUCCACAGCCUGACCUACCAGCAGUUCAUGGUGGGGACGGAGAUCAUGGUGGUUCCUGUGAUGGACCGGGACAAGAGGGAAGUGGACGCCUACUUCCCCCGGGGAGACGGCCGGCCAUGGCGGCACAUCUGGUCGGGGAGAUUAUUCGAAGACCCCUCCGGCUGCUGCUUGAAUCCCCGGCGCGGAUUCGAGGCCCGGGUCGAGGCUCCCCUCGGCUUCCCUGCAGUUUUUGUCAGGCACGGAUCUCCCGUGGGAGAAGAAUUCCUCAAGAACCUCAGAGAUCUAAACAUCACCUGA
Spirodela intermedia is the source of this 3296-nucleotide messenger RNA. The record is from the annotation of a GenBank genome assembly. NCBI's taxonomy places the organism in Eukaryota, Viridiplantae, Streptophyta, Magnoliopsida, Alismatales, Araceae.